Messenger RNA from Staurois parvus, 303 nucleotides. The record is from the annotation of a GenBank genome assembly. Lineage: Eukaryota; Metazoa; Chordata; Amphibia; Anura; Ranidae.
AUCUCGUGUGCACUAACCCUAGGUUCACAUCUGUGCGGGUGGUGCCGCUGCGGAUCCGCACGAAAAUCCGUGCAGCCACACCCCCCGCACAGAGGAAUGUGGACCCGCAGGUGGGUGCCAUUAAUUCUAAUGGCACGCCGCCCGCACUGGAAAACGCAACCAUACUGGGAAUCGAGGUUCCCGUGUGGGCUGCGUUUUCAGAAGAAGUGCAGAGACUUCUUCCCUGCGUGUCACGGGGCACGGGAGUCCAUUGAAAUGAAUAGGCUCUCGUGUCCGCGUAAAACGUGGCCCACACGGCCACAU